This is a messenger RNA of Triticum aestivum (bread wheat), 775 nucleotides long. RefSeq lists its product as uncharacterized. The transcript has a single exon. NCBI's taxonomy places the organism in Eukaryota, Viridiplantae, Streptophyta, Magnoliopsida, Poales, Poaceae. The record is from RefSeq and is a predicted model, not a curated record. The coding region runs from base 16 to 525 and encodes 169 amino acids.
GAGAACAGUGUUACCAUGACCUCACCUGCACCGGUAACUAGUGGCAAGUGGUACUGUAACAUCACAUCACAGGGUGACGGUGUUCGGCCGAGCUGGUCGAUCGACACGGCGGCCAGCAUGAAGGCGUCCUACUUCCUGGUCGUGCUUCUGCUCGCCGCCGCCACGGGGAGCAGGCUCUCGCUCGCCGCCCGCGAGGGCACCACCCUGGGCGGCGAGCUCGGCGCGCUCAUAGCCAAGGCCGGCAGCUUCCUCACGUCGGCGGGCCGCGCGGGAGCGGACGGCUGGCACUCCGCCGCGGCCGCGGAGGUGGACGCCUCGGCGAGGAAGGGGCACGGCCAUCCGGCGGGGGCGAAGAAGCGGCUGAAGAAGUCUUCCGUGAACUGCAUCCCCGCCGACAUGUGCCGGAGGAAGAAGGUGCUGUGCGGCAAGCGGUGCUACAAGACGUCGCACGCCGGCGCCGGCCUCGACCACGUCCCCUCCAGCCGGUGCGUCGUCAGGUGCAAGAAGUGCGUGCCCACCUGCUAGAUCGUUCGUUGGUUGCUCCUUCCCUUCCAUCUUCUGAGUUCCGUGUCGUGUCGUGUCGUGGUGCUCGAUCCGUGCAUGUUAGUUACAUUUGCUUUUCCCUCCAUAGGGUUUCAUUCAUGCAUCAGUUGAAUAAGCUGGCAGGCUUCCCGCCAUCAUGCAUGCAGCAUAGGUAGUGGACAUACGGGUUCUACUCUAAAAGAAGUGUACCACGGUUGUGUGCUAAGUUUGAACGUGAUCUCAUCUCGUCUCA